Molecule: messenger RNA, 5433 nt
Organism: Sus scrofa (pig)
Lineage: Eukaryota; Metazoa; Chordata; Mammalia; Artiodactyla; Suidae
Source: RefSeq, a predicted model, not a curated record
CAGUUGCGGAGAGAGCGUCGGACUGCAUCUCGGAGUGGGCAGAGAGCGGGUGUGUCCAGUUAUUUGGAAGGAUAAAGGGCGAUGACCACACCGGCAGGCUCGGGCUCAGGCUUCGGCUCCGUGUCCUGGUGGGGCCUGUCCCCGGCGGUGGACCUGCAGGCUGAGAGUCCUGUGGACCCAGACGAUCCAGAGCACGGGAUACCCGAGCUAAAUGUCCUGCUGGUGGGCUCCGUGGAUGGGCGGCAUCUGCUGCGGACUUUGGCCCGAGCUGCGCUCUGGCCUCGAAGGAGAUUCCACUUUUAUGUUCUGGAAAAUAAUCUAGAAGCUGUAGCCCGACACAUGCUGAUCUUCAGUAUAGCCUUGGAGGAUCCAGAGAAGAUGGGGCUGCAAGAGAGGAGCGAGACCUUCCUGGAGGUGUGGGGGAACGCGCUGCUGCGCCCCCCGGUGGCCGCCUUCGUGCGCGCCCAGGCCGACCGCCUGGCCCACCUGGUCCUGGAACCCGAUCGCCUGCAAGAGCAGCUACCCUGGCUCAGCCUGGGCGCGCUCAAGGUGCCUCCGCCCAGCCUCCGACUAUCACCGCCGGGGAUCCGGGUGGCAACGGGAAGAAUGGAGAUGGACGAUCCAAAUGGGUUUGGGCUGAUGGAGUAGGCUGAGGGCGCGGGAGUCCGAACCCCGGCUUCCUGGCUCCCACUGUGAGACAUGGACCAGGGGGCAGCUUCCGCUCUCUGCGCCUCAGUUUCUUCAUCUGAGAAAAGGGAGAAUCGUUCCCACGCUCUGGGAGGGAAGGGAGGGUCCAGCAGGAGAAGCCACUCUUCCUGCAGCCGCCUCUCCCUGGUUCUCCCUCCACGCGUGCCUGGCCGUGCAGUUCCGCGAGCGCGACGCCCUGGAGGCCGUGUUCCGUUUCUGGGCGGGCGGGGAGAAGGGGCCUGAGGCCUUCCCCAUGAGCCGCCUGUGGGACUCGAGGCUGCGCCACUACCUGGGCUCCCGGUACGACGCCCGGCGCGGUGUCAGCGACUGGGACCUGCACAUGAAGCUGCACGAUCGCGGGGCCCGAGUCAUCCACACUCGUGAGUUCCGGCGCUGGAGGGACACAGGCGUCGCCUUUGAACUCAGAGACUCCAGCGCCUAUCACGUGCCCAACCGGACCCUGGCGUCCGGUCGUCUCCUGAGCCAACACGGAGAGCUCGUAGCAGCGCGCGGGUACUGGGGGGACAUCGCCACGGGGCCCUUCGUGGCCUUUGGCAUUGAAACCGACGACGAGACACUCCUGCGGACCAGCAACGGGCAGCCGGUCAAGACCGCGGGCGAGAUCACGCUGCACAACGUGACGGAGCUGUUUCGAGAAGUGGUCGCUUGGGGGCGUCCGAGAACCACCCAGGGAGACUCGGAGCAGGUGCCGAGCGACGCGGGUGGAAGCCUGCCAGAGUCUGGUAAGCGAGGGACAGUCUUUUCUCUUGCGAUGGAAAGCAGGGCUCCGGUGAUCAUCGCCUGGGACAGAGUGGGACCCGAACCCCGUCCCGCGCUUCAGGCUCCAGGUGUUUUAAGUUCAAGCGUGGGCUGAUACGGUAUCAAAUGGCUGGACAAGUGAUCUCCCCUUCCUCACAUUUGGUCUCUUUUUUCUUUUCUAUGAGUUUCUCUCCCUUUCCUAAAUCCUGAAACAAUUCUUCGCAGUCUGAACUACAAGGGUAGAAUUCUAAUCCCACCUGCAGAAGACGAAGAGGCUGCGAACAUUUUAACACGUUUCUGGGUCCCGGCUCACCUUUGGACAGCUGCCACUAAAUCUGGUCGCGCCCCCUUCUACCCAUCCCCUCACUUGGCCCUCCCCGGAUGUCUGUGUGUCCUGCGUGGCCAUGGGCCACCCACCCUCUUUCUUUCUCUUGAAUCUCAGUUGCCUGGUCUGUAAAAUGGGUCUCUGCCAGCCAGACUAACCUUCUCCCAGAAUUUUCCUGGAAUCUGCCUAAGAGAAAGGAUGAGAAAGGGCUUGACGAAGGCAAGCAGAGUUAUCUCCAGGCUUUGUGUGUCUGCCUAAUCCUGCCAGUCUUCCCUUCCCAGCAGCCCCUGCCCCUGGAUCCUUCACUGUCCACUUCCUGUCCCUCGGCUCCACCCAGACCCUCCACCACAAGAGCUGCUACAAGGAACAGUUCCAGCUUCUCUACGUGGCCUGUGGGAUGGUCCAUUUUCUCUGCCCUGAGCUCGGGGCCUGCGUGGCCCCUGGAGGACACCUGAUCGUGGAAUUGGCACAGUACCUAGUGGACCUGCGGCAGGAGCAGCUGCAGGGGUUCUCCAGCCGGGUGGGGGAGCUAGCCCGGGCGGCUGGAUUCGCCCCACAGCCUGGAGCCAGGCCUUCGGAGACCUUCGCGCGCUUCUUCAAGCCCGGAGACUCUGCUCCCAGCCAGGAGGACCCAGCUGUGGAAUCUGGGAUCCCACCCCCGGAAGUUCUGGCCCCGCCCCUUGAGGCCCCCAACCCGCCCUCUGAGGACCUGACCCAACCCCUUGAAGGUCGGACCCCGCCCCCUGAGCCCUUCUAGCUGCCUUCAGCGUCUCAGGUUUCACUCCAGGAGGUUUUGGCUCUGCCCGCAGGGAGUCAGACCUCCCAAACCCGACAGUCUGACCAGACCCCCAGAGACCAAGUCCCCUACCUCUAACUUCUGAAGUCAGGUCCUAGAAUUUGAACCCACCUCUAAAAUACUCUCUGCUCCCAACUCAGCCCCAGAGGUGUCGCUAGAAUUUCAGAUUCCAUUCCUGGGAUUCUAUAUUUAUUUACUCCUAGAAUCUAGACUGUUCUCUGAGUUCUACAUUCCACUCUCGAGACCCUGAACAACGCAGCCUGCAGGUCUGGCCCUGGGGUUCAGACCCUCUGCGUGGUCCCCUCGUCCUCCGGCGUCCCAUUCCUAACUGUGGGGUAGGGGUGUCCCCUCCUCUGGAGCUGGUCAGGCCCUGCGUGGACCAAGUAAAGAGAGCCAGGGUCUCUUUUCCCUGUGUCCGUGUGUCUUUCCUGCCUUCAAUCUGUCUCCAGGAGGUCCCAUCACGGCUCAGUGGAAACAAAUCUGACGAGCAUCCAUGAGGACGCAGGUUCCAUCCCUGGCCUUGCUCAGUGGGUGAAGGAUCUGGCGUUGCCAUGAGCUGUGGUGUAGGUCACAGACGCGGCUGGGAUCUGACAUUGCUGUGGCUGUGGUGUAGGCCGGCGGCUACACCCCGGAUUCCACACCUGGUCUGGGAACCCCCAUAUGACCCGGAUAUGGCCUUAAAAAAAAAAAAUCUGUCUCCAGGGCUAGGAAAGGGGAGGGACAGGAGUGGUCAAGAGAGGAAACCAAGACCAGAUUUCUGGGUUUCCUAGUGGCGUGUACUGCCUGCCGAGAGUCUGGGCACACCACAUCUAGAACCUCAAAUAAAUCAGAAAAUACAUUGACGGCCUAACAGGUUUAGGGCACUGCAACUGUCCAUAACAUGAUGAGAAAGACAAAGUACCAGCCCUUAGGGAGAUAGCAAUUUAGUUGGGGAGGGUGGGGGCUGAAUUCCUGGAUCUGAGAGAGCAGGGGGUUGGGGGCCUGGACUCCUAGGUGGGAGGAAGGAGGGGCUGGAUUCCCAGGCCCCGGAGGUGGAAGGGUGAUCCAGCUGGAGCCGGGCCCGCCCCACCCCUCACGCGCCCCGUUAUCUCUAGUGCUGGGCAGGGGAGGAGGGGGCAGCAAUAUAUUUAGUCUCUGUCCUCGCCCUUCUCCUCUGUGUCCUCUGUGAGGCUCGAGGAGAACAGACAAGACAGAAGUCCCAGGGGCCUUCAAGGUCACUCCGGACACUCCCUCACUGACCCUCCAAGAGUCCCCUGCCCGCUUCUCUGCCUCCUGGCGGGAGACAGCAUGGCAGACCGGUGAGUGAAAAUGGGUCGCCUGGACUCCUGAGACCGGAGGCAGCGGCGGGUCGGGGAGAUAUCUCCCUGGUUCCUAUGAGGCAGGACUCCCCGCCAGAGCAGGGAGGUAGGGACCGGACCCCUGGGUGUCGGAAUGAGGCUACGAGUUUGGGAAUCCGACCCCUAGGCACCGAGAAGGCGGAGCUGGUGGGUGGGACUCUGGGUCAGAGAGGUCUCUGGGCUCCCUUAGGACGAGGACUGACAGGACACAGACCACCAUUAACCCCCUUCCCUGGUUUCUCUCCCUCCAGGAGCGGCGAUGCGGUGAGAGCUGGAUUGGGCUGGACUCGCACGGCGGGGGAGGGCGCUGCGGGGAGGACUCUGGGGCUAGAGGCUGCGACCCUGCGGCGGGACCGCACAGAGAAGGGCUGUGUGGGUGGGUGGGGGUCCCUCCGGUGACCCAGCUCCGUUUCCCCAACCCCAGGCGGGGGACUCGCGCCCCGCGCCGGCCCCGGUGCGACGCCGGUCCUCCGCCAACUACCGCGCCUACGCCACCGAGCCGCACGCCAAGGUGAGAUCGGGGCCAGCGCGGUGGGCAGGGCUUGGGUAGGCUUCACAGAGCCCGGAUUCCAGCCUUAGUUUACCUGCACCUGGGGGAGGAGAGGCGGAGCCAGGGCCUAGACCUGAUCUUGGUCUUGGGCGGAGCCCAAGCGGAUGAAGGGCCUCAGGGGCGGAGUUUAGUAGGGAUCCUGGCUCUUUUCGGGGAGAGCUGCCUAUGGGUGGAGUCCCGUUGCCCUUGGGAAAAGCGAAUGCUUUAGGGACGGUGGGCGGUGCCUAUCCAGAGACAGAAGCUCGGAUUGGUGGAAGGAAACGAGGGGCGGGGCCUCCCUUAGAUGGAAGGCUGGAGUUGGAGGCGGGCCUAAAUCCGGACCUAGCUCGAGGGGGCGGGUCCACCUCUGGAUUCCCCUCCCUCAUCCUUUGUUGCUCCCUCUCACCCCGGCAGAAAAAGUCUAAGAUCUCCGCCUCGAGAAAACUGCAGCUGAAGACCCUGAUGCUGCAGAUUGCGAAGCAGGAGCUGGAACGGGAGGCAGAGGAGCGGCGCGGAGAGAAGGGGCGUGCUCUGAGCACGCGGUGCCAGCCUCUGGAGUUGGCCGGGCUGAGCUUCGCGGAGCUGCAGGACUUGUGCCGACAGCUCCAUGCCCGCGUGGACAAGGUGGAUGAGGAGAGAUACGACGUGGAGGCGAAAGUCACCAAGAACAUCACGGAGAUCGCUGAUCUGAACCAGAAGAUCUUUGACCUUCGGGGCAAGUUUAAGCGGCCCACCCUGCGGAGGGUGCGGAUCUCUGCCGAUGCCAUGAUGCAGGCACUGCUGGGGGCCAGGGCUAAGGAGACCUUAGACCUGCGGGCCCACCUCAAGCAGGUGAAGAAGGAGGACACGGAGAAGGAGAACCGGGAGGUGGGAGACUGGCGCAAGAACAUCGACGCGCUCAGUGGGAUGGAAGGUCGCAAGAAAAAGUUUGAGGGCUGAGCUGGCCUGACGGGCAGCCUGGCCCCAACCCUGAGGAAUAAAGCUUCUCUCUGAGCUGGGA